UAGGUGGAGAUAGUGUCUACUUCUUUUAAGAAGAAACGUAAUUGUGAAAAUAACCCUCAAAACGGUACAUUGGCUAUAACUUAAAAAGUAUGGACUAUGGCUUGGGUGAAUGAGGUGAUAUGUUUCUGGAUUGUGAUUCUGUACUUGUUCUCCUUUUGUGCAACGGCUGUAAUUUCCCGUCAGAUCGUUUACUCUGUAUCUGAAGAGGUGAGCCCGGGAACAAUUGUCGGAAAUCUUGCCAAAGAAUUGAAUUUAAAAUUGGAUGAGCUUGAAUCUCGCAUGCUAAGGAUUGUUUCAGGAUCAUCGAAGAAACAUUUUGAUGUGAACAUGAAAACCGGUGUUCUUUUUGUAGAAGAAGCGAUAGACAGAGAGGAGCUGUGUCCAAACAGCUACGAAUGCACUCAGACCUUAGAAGCCAUAGUCAACAACCCUUUGAACGUAUACAGCGUAGAUGUAAAGAUACUGGAUAUCAACGAUAAUACACCUACGUUUCCAGGAAAAUCACAAAAUAUCAGGAUAUCUGAACUCACGUUUCCAGGGGCAAAGUUUCCUCUGCUUAGCGCGGAAGAUGAAGAUGUAGGAAACAAUUCCGUAGCCACUUACAAGCUGUCAUCCAACGCAUUUUUUAACUUGGAGGUAAAUGCCGAGGCUGAGACUGGGCCUUCUCCUGAGCUCGUGUUGCAAAAGGCUUUAGACAGAGAAAAACAGCCCGAAAUUCAUCUUGUCCUUACUGCUCUUGACGGUGGGAAACCUCUACGCUCAGGUACAACAAUUAUUAUUGUCACCGUUUUAGAUGCGAAUGAUAAUGCGCCUGUGUUUUCCAAGCCAGUAUACAAAGCACAGGUCCUGGAAAACGUAGCUAUCGGUACAGUUAUAUUAAAGCUCAAUGCAACUGAUCCUGAUGAGGGCGUUAACGGUGAGAUUACUUACACGUUUAAACAAGGUCAAAAAGGGAUUUCGGACAAAUUCGCCAUUAACAGCAGCACUGGAGAAAUUGCCGUUGCGGGGAUUUUGGAUUACGAGGAGGCUAAAGCGUACGAAAUCCGUGUGGAGGCCCGGGAUAGAGGGCAAAGUCCACUGGCGUCGCACUGUAAAGUUCUAGUGGAGGUGCUUGACAUUAAUGACAAUGCACCAGACAUUAAAGUUUCCUCGCUUUUGGACAUCGUAAGCGAGAGCGCGAAGAAAGGCACGGUAAUUGCGUUUAUCGCGGUUCAGGACAAAGAUGAGGGUAAGAACGGAAAGGUGCAUUGUUCUUUAACAAAGAACUCCCCCUUUGUGCUGGAGUCCACCCAAGGCAAAUAUUAUUCACUUGUGUUAGGAGCGGCGCUCGACAGAGAAACGAAUGAGUUGUACAAUGUCUCAGUAAUUGCCACAGAUGAAGGUAUGCCGCCUCUGUCCAGCACCGCCGUCGUAACUGUUCAUAUUUCUGACGUGAAUGAUAACGCACCUCUUUUCGCAGAGUCUUUUAUUAAUGUUUAUGUAAAGGAAAACAGCCCGGCAGGUGCAUUAUUGACGGUUGUCACAGCACAAGACAACGACGUUGGUGACAAUGCGCAAAUAACUUUCUCGUUAUCGGAAAAUUCGAAUGUACCCAUGUCCGCUGCUGUCAGCAUCAACUCUGUCACAGGUGAAAUUUACAGCAUGCAGUCUUUCAACUAUGAAGAAAUUCAACACUGGCACUUUCAGGUUCAGGCCACAGACUCCGGUGUUCCACCUACGCAGAACUGAUCAGCAUUAAUGAAGGAGACACUUUUACUCGGACACAAACUCUUCCUAGUACUGGGAAG
Molecule: messenger RNA, 1787 nt
Organism: Electrophorus electricus (electric eel)
Lineage: Eukaryota; Metazoa; Chordata; Actinopteri; Gymnotiformes; Gymnotidae
Source: RefSeq, a predicted model, not a curated record